AUAGCCGUAUUUCACAACUUGUACAUAACAUAAUAACUUAUAACUAAUAAAUGUAGGUAAUAUAACAUACCUAUGAUAUGCUGACUUAUACAGUAUCACUGUCACAGUGUCAUACCACGUUCAAUAAAAUCACUGUAAUACCAUUUUUAAGGGUUAUUUAUUUAUUUUUACAGGUACGUAAAAAUGUUAGAAACUCAAGAGUCAAAUUGAGUCCAAUAUCAGAAACGUCACAAAGUUCUUCAAAAAUAAUGAAUCGAGAUAUAAGAAAAAUAGAAUCGAUGAUUUAUCAGAAAGAACAACCAAUAGUUCCAUCAAAUUUAAAAAUUUCAAAAGAAGUAACUAUAACCAGUAUAAACCAUACCAAUGAUACAGAUAAUAACAUAAUAUUAAAGUUAAAAAAAUUACCUGGUAUAACUAUAGAUUUAGUUAAGUCUGAACCAGUUUUUAAAGUUCCUGAAUCUCCCAUACUUAAAACAAAUAAGGAUAAAAAAAAUAUCUCUACACAAAAUAAAUUAAAAGUUCUUUUUGAAAAAAAAGGAUUGUCAGUAAGAAGAGAUGAUAAUAUAGAAGCUAAACAUAAUUUGUUAUCUCAUAAUAAUAUAAACAUCUUAAACACAAAUUUAAAUUCAAGAAAAACUUUAAGACAAAAACCAAAACAAACAUGUAAUAGUAUUUCAUUGCUAACAAGGAGUUCAGAUAAAGGAAUUUUAAAGAAUCCAGAAAUUUCAUUUAAAAAAUAUUCAGUUUCUGAAAAAGAAAAUGUACAAAGAACUAGUUCUCCGAAAAAACUUUCAAAAAAAAUACAAAGUUCUUCUAAAAUUAAAUCUAAAAGUUCUGAAACUAUACAAAUGGUAGAAGAAACAUCAAAUAAUUGUAAGAUUUUAUACAAAGAAGUUAACCCAGCAGAAAAGGUAUCAAAUGAUUGUAAUAUUUCCUCUAAAGAAGUGAAAACAAUUUCAGAUAAGGAUAUAAUUAUAAAUAACAUACAACUUAAAACCAAUGAACUGGUUAAUGAAAAUUAUAUGCUUAUGGAUUUAUCAACUGAUGGUAAAAUAAACAUUGUUCAUCCAUAUUUUCCUUUAGAUUUUAUCGAUGGUAGUGUUCCGGAGUAUGAUAAUUUUUUAUCAGGAAUUAGUAAAUCUUCUAAAGACAGCAGUAGUCUUUUGGAAACUUCUCAAAAUGACACUGAAAAAGGAUCGAUAGUAAAUAAAGAAGAGUUGUAUAAUUUUUCAGAUUUUCUCGGUUGUAUCAACACUUCAUUAAAUAUUAAUGAAUCUGAUGACAUUCAUUCUAAGUUAGCAUCUCAAUCCAUUAACAAUGAUAAUCCAUUGGAUAAUAUUAAAGACAAUCAACUAUACACAAUCAAUAAAAGUAAAGAAAAUAUGAUUGAAAAAUUUGAAGAUGAACAAAGCCAUAAUUCCAACUUUUAUUUUUAUAACCAUACUUCAAAAAAACCAUCCCUUCAACAUAAUGAUAUGAAACAAAUGAUGGACAAAUCCAUUUUACUAGAAGACAGUCAAUUAUCAGGAAAAAUGACAAGCUAUUAUUGUGAUAGCUCCAUAGAAAAUAUGCCCGAAAAUAAAAACAACUUACAAGAUUUCAAAAUACCUAUACUACCAAAUAAUAUUAAAAACUCAUCAAAUUUAAACUCUAAUGAAAAUGAAAAUGGUACUAAAAGAAAGUAUUCUCAAAAUGAUUUGUCAAUGUGUGAAAAACUAAAAAAACAAAAGAUAUAAUUUUUUUUGUCUUAAUUAACAGCUUAUUUAUAAAAG
Messenger RNA from Myzus persicae (green peach aphid), 1772 nucleotides. RefSeq lists its product as uncharacterized. Lineage: Eukaryota; Metazoa; Arthropoda; Insecta; Hemiptera; Aphididae. The record is from RefSeq and is a predicted model, not a curated record. Bases 78 to 1736 code for a protein of 552 amino acids. The transcript is spliced from 2 exons.